CUCAAAUGUAUAGUUUUAUAGUCCGUAAGGCUGGCAGUCACAUAGCUACAUUUCUUAAACCCAUUGAGAACUGUAAUUAGAUCUGAACGAUAUCGAAGUAGGCCAACAACUUUUCUAUAUCCUUGUCAACAUUCUCCGCUGCUAGCUCAUUCAAUAUUUACUUCGUCGGGAAGUGAAUUUUACAUUGAGCUACAAUCGUAUAUAUACAAUUCAUUUUCAUAAAACGUAAACUAAAAUUAUAAAAAUAUAUAGACACAUAUAGUAUAUGUAGAUGAAUAUAGUUAGCUAGGAUGUCGUCUUUUAUCUCGCGCCUUCUCAAGUCUCCGCUCGCAUCAAAGCGUCUCGUAUCGCAGCUCACGCAACGCGGCGAACGGAAGCUGGGGGCGCUGCUGCGUGAGCUCGGCUUGCAGCGUGUGCUAGGAGCUCUUGGAAUCAAGGAGUUCGUGGGCGUGGCUAAUCGUGGCAUUGCCACUACGCCAGUCAGUAACAAGCAGCUGACGGAUGACCUGGAGCUGGCCACGGGCAUCUUUAAGCGGGAACUGAUGCUGCGUAAGGCCGGCUGCACCGAUCCGUGGUCUAUGAAGAAGCCCAUGAAGCGGGGCGCCGGCAGGGAGAAUGAUCCCACGGAGGUGCCCUCCGCCUUCGAUGGCCGUAUUGUCGGCUGCAUCUGCCUUGGGGAUCGCUCAGCGAAGUGGAUGUGGCUGGAGAAGGGCGCUCCCAAGCGCUGCGAGUGUGGACAUUAUUUUGUGCUCAAGAAUGUGCCCGCUGUUUGAAACAUUAUUUAUUUGUUUUUCGCGAACAACCCAAAUGGGGCGCUGUAUCUACACGCAGACCUGCUCAUAUAUAUCUGCACACAGACAAUAACGUCCAUGGACACACCUCCACAUGCUUGCACUGGGACACCUUGACAUACACAUUCCAACACUAGAACAAUUAGAAAUAUUGAACUGAUCUACUAAAACACAGGCUUAAACCCAAACUCGAAAGGUAUUCAUAGAACAUUGCAUGAUAUUAUCAGAAAUUUAAAAAAAAAACUGAAUUCUAGUGAUGAAUGGAAUUUAUAUAUAAUUGCCUUUAGUCUAGAAAUAGAUUAAUGUUUACAUUUUUA
Molecule: messenger RNA, 1108 nt
Organism: Drosophila mojavensis
Lineage: Eukaryota; Metazoa; Arthropoda; Insecta; Diptera; Drosophilidae
Gene: COX5BL
Product: cytochrome c oxidase subunit 5B, mitochondrial
Exons: 2
Coding region: 291-773 (160 amino acids)
Biological process (GO): mitochondrial electron transport, cytochrome c to oxygen
Cellular component (GO): mitochondrial envelope
Source: RefSeq, a predicted model, not a curated record